Messenger RNA from Ectocarpus sp. CCAP 1310/34, 1039 nucleotides. The record is from the annotation of a GenBank genome assembly. Lineage: Eukaryota; Phaeophyceae; Ectocarpales; Ectocarpaceae.
GACCACAUCACAUCAGAUCACACGCCCAUCCAGCAGCUACACAACCAAUUUCAGCAGCAGGACACGUACAAAUCUCCCACCAUGAGCGAGACGACCGUGUUCAACGUGGGGAUGACUUGCGACGGUUGCGCCAACGCAACGAAGAGAAUCCUGAGCAAGAUGGAAGGCGUGUCGGCGGUGGAGGCGGACGUGUCUGCCAAGACAGUGACAGUGUCGAGCGAUGGAUCCACGACGAAGCAGGCCAUGCUGGACGCCUUGCUCAAGUGGUCCGCGGCCAGCGGCAAGAGCGUCGAGCUCGCCAGCUAGAAGAACCCUCUUCUUUGUUGCGGUUAUUGUGUCGGAACCACUUGUUGGCUUUGCGCGGAUGAAGAAAACUUUGCCAUGGUUGGCCGACUGUAUUUUGUAGGUGUCAGGCGUGGCGGCGCGGAGCCUAGGGUGGCGGGGCAGGGUUGUAUUUUUUGGGCGUUGUAAAUUGGAGGGCAUCAUCCCUGUCUCGGCUGGAGAACCACUUUCGUGUCGUUGUUUGCUGCUGCUGCAGGCGUGUGUUGACGUGGGUUCGCGCGCACGGCGAUAGCGGUUGGGGUCGUGGAAGCGUUCUUGUGUGUGGGAACCGCGGAGAACACCGAACAAUUCACCGGGACGAUAACAUCUCGAAUAUGUGCCGAACACACCAGUGUAUCGAUUCGGAGGGAACUGCUUGGAUGUCGAAUGUACAGUGUGAAGUGCUCAGCGCCGCAUGACCGGAGGUUUGGUCUUCACGAAGAAAGCAGUGGUCGAAGCUGCUGCUUACAUCGAACGGGGUUGUCGUGGAAGUCUAAGUGCACGUAGAAAAAAUCAAGAGACAACUCCCCGUCGGGAGGCUGGCGUCUUUGUUUCACCCCUCAUGAAGACCUUCCCUGGUGCCCAGCUGACGUCCCAUGACCGCUGUCGUAGCAGGCACAAGUCGCCCCGAGAAGAGGGUUUGGAGUAACGGCGGACGGCAACAACAAUGCGACACUUUGCAUCAUCAGGGGGCCCUGUGUUGCCUGUGCGUCGAGUC